Molecule: messenger RNA, 3781 nt
Organism: Colossoma macropomum (tambaqui)
Lineage: Eukaryota; Metazoa; Chordata; Actinopteri; Characiformes; Serrasalmidae
Gene: ctnnal1
Product: catenin (cadherin-associated protein), alpha-like 1
Exons: 19
Coding region: 305-2581 (758 amino acids)
Biological process (GO): cell adhesion; Rho protein signal transduction
Molecular function (GO): cadherin binding; actin filament binding
Source: RefSeq, a predicted model, not a curated record
CCUGCCCAGUCUCUCUGGCUUGCCUGCCUGCUACAGUCCUGCCGUCGUAGUUGGGUAAACUCCAUGGCGAAGACCAGUCAGCCGGCAGACGGCACUGAGUAACCGUGGAUUAAACACACACUCUGGGCUUCUUUGGCGGGAAUAACGGGAAUUACUAAUCGGCGGAGCCGAAAGCUUGUGAACGAGGAGUGUUUUUAAGCGAGAAACACAGUUUAGCGAAUCUUCCUGUCAGGUAACGUUAACAAACUCGGUAGAGCCGUUACCAUUAGCAGUGAGAGAGAGAGAGAGCGCGCGCUAGGCGGGAAUGGCUUCGUCUCCAUGUAGCGCUGCUGGUGGUAGUAACUUUGACUGCGGACUCGAAAUCAAAACUCGGUCGGUGGAGCAAACACUCAUCCCGCUCGUCUCUCAGAUAACCACCCUGAUAAAUCACAAAGACAAGCUAAAGAAGUCAGAAAAGACCUUGCGGGCUAUCCAGAAGGUUGGCCAGGCGGUCAGUGUUGCCGUGGGCCGCUUCGUGGCCGUGGGAGAGGCCAUCGCACUGGAGAAUGAAGAACUGAAGGAAGAGAUGAGCCACGCUUGCUUUGAGGCACGGAAAGCAGGAACGGCCAUAGCGCAGCUGACAGACGUAUGUGGUGUGGAGCAGAGUGAAGCCGAUGGCCGCAGUACAGUGUUCAGUGACAGGACGGGUAUGGUGAAGGCUGCCCGCAUGUUGCUGUCUUCCGUCACCAAAGUGCUGGUGCUUGCAGACCGCAUUGUCAUCAAACAGAUCAUCAGCUCCCGCAACAAAGUGCUGGUGACACUGCAACAGUUGGAGCAAGUCAGCACCUUUCAGGAGUUUGUACAGAUCUUCAGCCAGUUUGGUAAUGAGAUGGUGGAGUUUGCCCACCUUACAGGAGACAGGCAGAAUGAUCUUAAAGAUGAGAAAAAGAAAGCGCGAAUGGCUGCGGCUCGUGCUGUGCUGGAGAAGUGCACCAUGAUGCUUCUCACUGCUUCCAAGACAUGUCUGAGACACCCAGACUGUGAGUCUGCACGGAUCAACAAGGAUGCUGUGUUCCAGCGCAUGCGCCUGGCCCUGGACCAGGUCAUAGAGAUUGUGACCGAUGCCAGGACCAGUGGCGAAUCCAAAGCAUUGCCCAUGAGCAUCUAUGCUGGGAUUAAAGACUUUAAGGGUAAGGUGGAGGGUCUGAGGGAUUCUCUGUACUGUGUUCCUUGUGAGGCUGUGGCAGCACAGUUGGAGGCCCUGGUGGAGCAGACUGAAGACUUCACAGAUUCAGCCUACACCAGCCAUGAGCAGCGAGAAAGCAUACUGCAGCUGUGCCUCAUCACACGGCAGGAAACUCAGCAGCUCAUUUCCACCUGGAGCCGGGAGCAGCAGUCAGUCAAAGCCAAAGAGGUGACGGAGGAAGUGGAGCUGGCCAUUCUAAAAACCUGUCAGAGUGUCAGUGAGCUGAGGCGAGAGCUCCAUAAGGUAGCAGUGGGACGGGCCAGUGAGCUUCUGAAGCUGCACUGUGAUCACCUUGUGCUGCAGGCUCUGAAAGCGGGCGGUGGUGAGGGAAACCUGGAGGCAGUGGCUGAGUAUGGCCGUACACUGACUGAGCAGAGGGAGCAGCUGGUGGAGACCUGCCGACUGCUGUGCCACAUCUCGGGGACAGAGCCACUGGAGAUCACCUGUAUCCAUGCAGAGGAGACCUUCCAUGUCAUUGGUCCACAGAUCAUCUCAGCUGCGCAGACACUAGCCUUGCAUCCUAACAGUAAGAUAGCCAAAGAGAACCUGGACGUGUUCUGCGAGGCCUGGGAGUCGCAGCUGAGUGACAUGGCCAUCCUGCUGAAAGAGAUCAACGAUGUGUUUGAAGGCCGCAGAGGUGAUAAAAGAACCUAUCUGUCAUUACCUAGACCAGGGAAGCACUCAGCUAAUCUGAAGACAGUAAAGGCUGCCAAGCUUGAUGCAGAGGAGCAGACCACCAUUGCUAAGCUGGGGCUGGAGCUUCGGCUGCUCACCUCAGAUGUGGACUCUGAGCUAGAGCGCUGGGAGGAGCAGGAGCAUGAGGUGGUGCGGCAGUGCCAGAGCAUGUCCAGCAUGGCCUACUCCAUGUACCUCUUCACCAGGGGGGAGGGCCUGCUCAAGACUACGUUGGACCUGUUCCACCAAGCUGAGGUUCUGUCAGAGCAGGGUCUUCAGCUGUGCUCCUUCCUGCAGUCCUUCUCCACACAGCUGGUGGAUGAAGAAAAAAUGCUAGUGCUGUCUGAGAUGGAGAAGUUGGCAGCAUCCUGUCAGCAGCUACAAGUCUGUGCAAAGACACCUGUCCAGGGGAAGAGUGCUACCUUUCAGAAGGUGGACACAUCCAUACAGAACACCAAAGGCAUUAUGACAGUUUUGGUCUCUCUCCUGCCACUGUGUAAUAAGCUCAUCAGAAAGUGUAAAUCGGAGCGCAGCAGUCUGGGCUCGCCACAGCACUGGAGAGAGAGGCAGAUCAGCACUCCAGUUAAAGAGGACGCACUGAACGGCAAGGGCUCGAAUGGCUUCGGAGUCAAAUCCCUGGAACAACACAUGGCCAAUAUGACCUUCCUAGAGAGCAAGUAGCUCUGGGCCCUUUUAGCCUUCCUCCUCUAACGAGACCUGGAGUGUUAUUCCCCACACACACACGUGCACACACACACACACACACACUCUCUCAAAAAGCGCAUUGCAGUGGACUCGCCCACUGUGUGUCUCUAUGUGUGCUUUGCCCAGAUGUUUUGUGGUGUACAGUAGCUGUUAGUAUAUCAGCCUCACACCGUACAUAUACAUACACCAAAAAAACACAGCCCAAACACGCUCUCUCCCUCUCUCACACAUAAACCAGUGCAUGUUUUCAGGUCAAUUCCAAACUGUGUAGUGGCUGUUGAACAAGCUACCAUUAAGAUGAAGUGUAUAAUUUAUCACCAUAUAUUAUCAUGUGUUAUCAGAAUAGCUUAUUUUGAAACGCAAAUUAUAGUCACCUCAAAUGUUUCAAUGUAGGACACUCUCACACUGUAUUUAAUGUAUCUGCCUCAUUUAGACGUCAACACCAAAUAUGUUCUCUAUUAUGAUCAUCUCUCUCUACUGGGCUUUCUGACAAGCUGCCAGCGCAAGGCUACAAGGCAACGUCUCAUGGACUUCACAUUUUCAGCGUUCCGAACAUUACUGUGUUUUUAAAGGGCGUCUCCAACGAGUCAUUUUCCAAAAAGUAAUUCUGACAGAUCUGACUUUGAUCCAAAAGUGACAUUUACGGUAUUAAAAGGAAGAUUUUCAGUUUUUUUGGUUCACUUGUGGCAAGAGUGACUGCCUUGUUGUAUGGACUGCCCUGUAGGUCACUGUGAUUUGUAUUGUUACUUGAAACAUAAUGGAUGUUGAGCUCGGGUACGCUAACUCCAAACGGUCAGAAUGAAGCCUGGGUAUAAAAAUCAAUAGACUUGACUGGUGUGUACUUUAGAGCAAGUGGUUCAUAAGGCACUAUCCAUUGCUACCUUUCAUUUCUGUGCACUACAAAGCCUCAUGCUUCACUCAAGAUUAUUUGGGCAUAUACAAUAGGCUGGAGUCUAAAAUGUUUCUAUUCAGGUGUGAUAUAUAAACACACUUUUAACUGUACUUUGAAAAUAGAAGUUCAUACCUUGCUGAAACCUUUCUCAAAAGUACACUGCAGUCAAACCAUAAGCUUUAGAGAUGCUUGAGCAGCUAAGAGUUUGAGUGGAAUUAGUUUUGGACCAUUGAUCCUUUUGACAGUUGAAUGAUUGUUAAACUGAGAAAUACCUAAAUAUACAU